UGCCCCCCUUCGGGGCAUUCGAACCACAGCUGCCAUCGGAGCCCCCACCGAGCGGAGCAGGCCUCGUCCCUUCCGUGUUCUCUGCCCUGGGGACCCGGGCGGCCCGCACCCUCCCCUCCUCCCCAGCCGGCGCCCUCCUCCCCGGCCCAUGGGGACGCUCGUGGCAAAGCUGCUCCUCCCCACCCUCAGCAGCCUGGCUUUCCUCCCCACGGUCAGCAUCGCUGCCAAGCGCCGCUUCCACAUGGAGGCCAUGGUCUACCUGUUCACCAUGUUCUUCGUGGCGCUCCACCACGCCUGCAACGGGCCCGGCCUGUCGGUCCUCUGCUUCAUGCGCCACGACGUCCUGGAGUACUUCAGCGUCUACGGGACAGCACUGAGCAUGUGGGUCUCACUGAUGGCGCUGGCCGACUUCGACGAACCCAAGAGGUCGACCUUUGUGAUGUUUGGCGUCCUGACCAUCGCGGUCCGGAUCUACCACGACCGCUGGGGCUAUGGCGUGUACUCGGGCCCCAUCGGCGUGGCUGUCCUCGUCAUCGCCACCAAGUGGCUGCAGCUCAUGAAGGAGAAGAAGGGUCUGUACCCCGACAAGAGCGUCUACACCCAGCAGAUAGGCCCCGGCCUCUGUUUCGGGGCGCUGGCCCUCAUGUUACGAUUCUUCUUUGAGGAUUGGGAUUACACCUACGUGCACAGUUUCUACCACUGCGCGCUGGCCAUGUCCUUCGUCCUCCUGCUGCCCAAGGUCAACAAGAAGGCCGGAAGCUCGGGGCCCCCCGCCAAGCUGAACUGCCCCGCCCUCUGCUGUGCUUGCGUCUGACUGCGCGCCGCGCCUGCCCCCUGCCCCCUGCCAGCCCCUGCCCUGCCGCAUCUCCUGCCUGCGGAGAGACCCCCAUGGCCCCCCCGGCUCUGAGCAUCCGGGAGAAAUGUCUCCCCUCAGAGGGAUUUGGGGAGCAUCCUGCCGAGGGCUGCUGGGAGCCCACUUACUAGGUUUCUACGGAGGACAAACCACCGUGCUGGAAAGAAAAGGACUUCCUGCCCCGCUCCUGCUCCCCCACAGUCAUGGCCAGUCUGCGUCCACAGGACCCCACAGCCAACAUGUGUCCCCCCCCCCCGUCCCCCUUUCCUCCUCACGCAGCCACAAAGGGACUCUGCCCAUGUCCCCCUCACAACACCUGUCUCCUCCUGGGCCCUGGUUGUCACCGCUUCUGUCCUGUGCCCUCGGGCUCUGAGCAGACCCGUGUAGGAAGCCAAGGCCAGUGGGGGCCAGCUCCGUCCAGGCCUGCUGGCCGUCCCUCCAGCCGGGUCCCUGAAUCAAGCCCUGUCAGUAACGGCAGCCCACAGGAAGCUCCUCAACCCUUGACCUUCCUGUGUGCCAGAAGCCGUAUGAUCAUCGCUUCAUCUAAUUGGUAAAACAAGUCUGCAUUAAAGGAUGAUCACUCCCUUCUACAGACAGAAGCCCGAGGCGCAGGGUCCAUGGUGUGUCCGAGGCCUCGAGCAGGCGAGUGCAGACCCGGGCCAGGCCCACCGCCACCAAGCCCGCCCCCUCGCUGUGGAGCCGCCCACGGGCUGGGCGCGAGCACCUGUGUUGGCCCUUCGAGAGCGGGUCCACCCUGGGCUAACGGCCAGCGUGGGAAGGGGGUCUGGGCCCAGGGACACCCGCGCGGAGGCCGGCGGGCCCAGAGCCGGGCGCACGGGGCAGGCUUGCGGCAGUGCUGAGGGAGGGCGGCCGGCUCCCGCCUACAGCCCGUCUGCGCUGGGCCCCGCGAGGGCGGGAGCCGGCCUCCCAGACAUCACCUCACAAACCUGAGCCUCCCCAGCAGCCCCAGCCCACCCCAGCUUCCCGAAUGAUGUGGGCACA
Messenger RNA from Acinonyx jubatus (cheetah), 1855 nucleotides. It is a transcript of the gene MYMK, whose product is annotated as myomaker, myoblast fusion factor. Gene Ontology annotation, cellular component: plasma membrane. The coding region runs from base 149 to 814 and encodes 221 amino acids. NCBI's taxonomy places the organism in Eukaryota, Metazoa, Chordata, Mammalia, Carnivora, Felidae. The record is from RefSeq and is a predicted model, not a curated record. The transcript has 5 exons.